CCCUGUCAGGAUGGCGGCUGAGUUCCACCUGAGAACCGGCAAACUGGUGGCGCUGCUGAACGGUAACCGCACGGCCAAGCGCAACAAGCCGACCGAGGAGUUUAACCAUGGCCUGGCCAUGAGCCGCGAGCCGCUGCGGGACGGGCAGGUUUUCCAGGUGCGGAUCGACAGGAAGGUGAACUCCUGGAGUGGUUCGAUUGAGAUUGGAGUGACUGCAUUAGAUCCCAAUACACUGGACUUCCCCAGCAGUGCCACCGGCCUGAAGGGUGGCUCGUGGAUCAUCUCCGGCUGCUCGGUUUUGAGGGACGGGCGUUCAGUGCUGGAGGAGUACGGGCAGGACUUGGACCAGCUGAGUGAGGGCGACAAAGUGGGCAUCCAGCGGACGGCCGGGGGUGAGCUCCAUCUGUGGGUGAACGGGCGAGACUGUGGUGUUGCAGCCUUGGGGCUGCCCCCCCAGGUGUGGGGCGUGGUGGACCUGUAUGGGAAGUGCACCCAGGUAACGGUACAGGGCUGUGACAACAUUCCUCGGAGAGAAGAGAGCCACCCAGUCACCACCACCACCAGCACCACCGAGGAAGGUUUUGUGGGGAUGGAGCUGUCGGACGUUGUGAACAACGCCAUCCUUUCUGCGUACAGCGGCAGUCUGCUGAAUGUCAGCCUGGGCAGCCCAAUGGAUGGCAGCUGUUCAGUCACCUCCAACGACGCCCUGCUCUUCCACGAGAAGUGUGGCACUCUCAUCAAACUCAGCAACAACAACAAGACAGCCGAGCGCAGGCGGCCCCUCGACGAGUUCAACAAUGGCGUCGUCAUGACCAACCGUCCACUGCGAGACAACGAGAUGUUUGAGAUCCGGAUUGACAAGUUGGUUGACAAGUGGUCGGGUUCGAUAGAGAUCGGUAUCACCAUGCACAACCCAAACAACUUGGACUACCCAGCAACAAUGACCAAUCUCCGAUCAGGGACAAUUAUGAUGAGCGGAUGUGGAAUUCUGACCAACGGGAAGGGGACACGGAGGGAAUACUGUGAGUUCAGCCUGGAUGAGCUACAGGAAGGAGAUCACAUAGGGUUGAUGAGGAAGUCCAGUGGUGCUUUGCACUUUUACAUAAAUGGCAUUGACCAAGGCGUAGCUGCAACCCAGACGCUGCCUACGGUCUAUGGGGUGGUGGAUCUCUAUGGCAUGGCAGUGAAAGUGACCAUUGUCCACAACCACAACCACUCCGACCGGCUGCGCAGGAACAACGCCAUUAUGCGGGCUCUGUCGCCAGAUGUGGGACGGCGAGUUUUCGACUCUGGAGAAACUGAGGUGGAAAGGCUGCUCUUCCAUCCCAACUGUGGGCAGAAGGCAGCAAUAGUGUGUGACGGGAGGACAGCACUGAGGCCCCACGCAACAGAUGACUUCAACCAUGGCGUGGUGCUCAGCAACCGACCCCUGAGGAGCAACGAAAUCUUUCAAGUCCGUAUUGACAAGAUGGUAGACAAGUGGGCGGGCUCCAUAGAAAUUGGUGUGACUACCCACAAUCCUGCUUAUCUCCAGCUGCCAUCAACCAUGACCAAUCUACGUUCUGGAACCUGGAUGAUGACCGGUAAUGGAGUGAUGCAUAAUGGGACCACAAUUCUCGAUGAGUAUGGUCACAACCUUGAUCGGUUAAAGGCAGGUGAUACAGUUGGCGUGAUGCGCAAGGAAGAUGGAAGUUUGCAUUUCUUUGUGAACAAUGUGGACCAGGGUCUGGCAGCGUCCAACGUACCGUCCAAUGUUUAUGCAGUGGUGGAUCUCUACGGCCAGGCUGCCCAGGCUACUAUCAUAGACGAUAUAGAUCUGCCCCCUCUGCCUGACGAACCCUUGGACGGCAAUAAUCAGGUCUCUCCCUGCAGCCUCUUCUCGCUGACUCCCAGCACUGACCUCCGCUUCCACCACCUUCACGGGAACAAUGCGGUGAUCACCAAUGGUGGCCGCACUGCCUUCCGGCAGAACUGCCGCAGCGAGUUCAACGACGCCAUCGUCAUGUCUAGCAGAGCAUUGCGCGAAGGGGAAAUGUUUGAAAUACUGAUUCAGAAGAUGGUGGAUCGGUGGUCUGGGUCCAUUGAGGCGGUUAAUAUUGAGACUCCCCCUUAUUUAGGAGUUACAGCAAUCCGUCCAGAAGAUCUCGAGUUUCCCAGCACUAUGACGGAUAUAGACUAUGACACUUGGAUGCUGAGUGGCACUGCAAUAAUGCAAGACGGGAACACGAUGCGCAACAAUUAUGGCUGCGAUCUGGACUCUUUGACCACUGGCUCGCGAAUUGGGAUGAUGCGCAGCUUGAAUGGUGACCUCCAUUACUACAUCAACGGGGUCGAUCAGGGAGUGGCCUGCUCAGGACUACCGCCAGAACUGUACGCUGUGGUCGAUCUGUAUGGUCAGUGUGUCCAAGUGUCUAUUACCAGUGGCUCGCCUCCGGUGGAUAACAGCUUCUCACUGAGCAACGCCACUGAAAAAUCCUUCCCGAUUCAUUCCCCAGUUCCAGGUAUCGCCCACCGCUUCCACUCCAAUUGUGGGAAGAAUGUGGCUCUACAGAAUGAUGGCUGCCGGGCAGUUCGAAUCCAUGGCUUCUCCCAUGGGGUUGUAUUGAGCAUGAAGGAGCUGAGGUCAGAUGAGGUCUUUGAGGUUAAAAUCGAUGAAAUCGAUGAGCAAUGGUCCGGGUCGCUCCACAUUGGCCUGACCACUCUUCAGCCUAUGGAGAUCUCUUGCACCUCCUCGGGGCUUCCGUCUUCCUUGCUGGAGCUGAGGUCAAAGGUCAGCUGGCUGGUCAGUGGCUCUGAGGUCAGGCGGAACGGGACGCUGCAGAAACAGAACUACGGUUUCUCGAUGGAACGGCUGACGGUUGGCAACCGAGUUGGCGUGAAACGUGCCAGUGAUGACACCAUGCAUGUUUUAGUUGAUGGAGAGGACAUGGGUGUGGCUGGAGCAGGCAUCGCCAAGAAUGUUUUUGCAGUUGUAGACUUGUAUGGUAAGGUUGUGUCAGUGUCCAUCGUGAGCUCCAGCGCACUGGAGGAGACAGAGAGUACGAAGCCGCCCUCAAUGUCAUCGGACAGCUGCAGCGAGGAGGAGGAAGAGCUGAGUCCUUGUGAAAAUGAAACGUCCGUCUUCAUGGCCACGGUAGAGUUCAUGGAGAAUCAUGGCAGGAACAUCUUGCUGUCCAACAAUGGCCACACUGCCACCCGGGUGGCCAGCUACAACCAAGGUGUGGUGGCAUCUGCUCAGCCAUUGCCCCGGCAGCUGCUCUUUCAGAUUCAGAUUGAUCGUUUAAACUCUCAGUGGACCUCUUCACUGUCGCUGGGUGUGAUUGGAAACUCUCCUGAACGGUUUAAUUUUCCAGGCACAGCCUCAUCAAUCAAACGCUCUGCCUGGCUGAUCCAGCGGGAUUCUGUGUUUCACAAUUCAUUAAAGAUUUGUGACAAUUAUGGUCCCAACCUGGACACGUGCCCAGAGGGAACGAUCCUUGGACUCUUGGUGGACAACAGCCAGGGUCUGCACCUGUUUGUUAACGGAAUGGACCAAGGUGUGGCUGCCCAAGACAUUCCCAAUCCAUGUUACGUGGUGAUUGACCUGUACGGUCAGUGUGAACAGGUUACCAUAGUGACGAAUGACAUCAUGGCCAUAGGAGGCGAUGGUGGCCAUUUACGUUGCCAAGGUGAUGUGGAAAAAGCAGAUGUGGUUGAUGGUAUCAAGGAGAACUUGUGCUGGACACCACCUCCUGAAGCGAAUCCCAUGAAAACCUGUGAAUAUCAGGCACUUUGUGCCAGGUUUAAAGAGCUACUUCCACUGCCAGACGGUUACUUCGACGAUGAACUGAAAUGCAACCUGUGCUACUGUGAGUCCUGCCACAAGCUGCGUGGCGAUGAAGCUUACUACAAGCGGGGUGACCCGCCAAAGGACUACGCCCUCCCGUUUGGAUGGUGCAGGUUCGCACUCAGGCUGAAUCCCCGCUGUGAAAUCGCGAACGUCUACAAAAAGUGGCACACAGCAUACCAUGGAACGUGUGUGGGGUCACUGCGAAGAACCUUGGAUCAUGGGGAGCUGGUAUCAGCAGGGAGUGCAUCGAUCUUCUGCACCAAACAGGCCAAAGCAGAGCUUCAGAAUGGAUAUAAUGACCCUGAAGAGAACAGUGUUCAGGAGAAGGACAUUGUGAAAGUCAACCUCUCGCCAACAAUGCGAUAUGUGGGACUUGACCGGUUCUGCCCUAAAAUAAGAUUCAAGGAUGUGAAAUCCCAGCGACAUCACCAUGCCCAAGUGGCCUUCCAGGUGUGUGUUCGGCCGGGAUCGUACAAGAUGGGGCCACAGUCAGUGGGAGCCAGUGAGUCAAUCGAUCCCAGGUUCAGCAACAACGAGAUCGAGUGGAUCACCAAGGAGAGGGCCUCGACAGUCCUUUAUGGCCUGUUAAUUCGUGUGGAGUGAAGGAUUUCACCUCCAACCCACCACCCCCAGCAAAACUUGUGGGGCGAGAGCGAGCAUGAAGCAAUCCGGGGGUGGGGAGGGGGGAGAUGAUCCCACUUUGGUGCCACGAUCAAAGUGCAACAGUGACAGUCGGGGUAAUUGGGGUGGCGGGGGGGGGUGGGGGCGUAGAGAGAGCACAGAGUUGAGACACUGAAGCAUCUGCGUUUGCACACGUUUACACAGCCGGCUCUCUCACCAACAGAACACUGCACUUUUGACUCUUGUGUUGUCCAAAAGAGAAACACAAAAAAAAACCCUUCGAACUAAAACAUUCAGUUGAGUUUAAUCUUGUGUUUUGGGGAAGGGUCCUUGUCAGGGGCGA
This is a messenger RNA of Carcharodon carcharias (great white shark), 4793 nucleotides long. RefSeq names its product neuralized E3 ubiquitin protein ligase 4 (gene neurl4). The transcript has 28 exons. NCBI's taxonomy places the organism in Eukaryota, Metazoa, Chordata, Chondrichthyes, Lamniformes, Lamnidae. The record is from RefSeq and is a predicted model, not a curated record. Bases 11 to 4432 code for a protein of 1473 amino acids. Gene Ontology annotation, molecular function: ubiquitin protein ligase activity.